Messenger RNA from Lingula anatina, 847 nucleotides. RefSeq lists its product as uncharacterized. Lineage: Eukaryota; Metazoa; Brachiopoda; Lingulata; Lingulida; Lingulidae. Gene Ontology annotation, cellular component: endoplasmic reticulum; membrane. Gene Ontology annotation, biological process: fatty acid elongation. The record is from RefSeq and is a predicted model, not a curated record. Gene Ontology annotation, molecular function: oxidoreductase activity.
CUCUCGGUCCCUUCACCAGGUCACCGCUUCCUAUACAAAACCAGUCUUCUGCAGGACCUGGAGUGCAAUGGCGACGCAAACUGGCAAGCAAGGCACAGAAGACAAGCCUCUAUUUGGCAAGGUUGCCGUGGUAACAGGGGCUUCAUUUGGGAUUGGUGCGGCCAUAUCUAAAAUGUUGGCAGCAGAGGGUGCUAAAGUUGUUUUGGUAGCCAGGGGAGAAAAAAUGUUAUUAGAGACAAAAGACAAAAUCGAGAAAGAAGGUGGUGUAGCAAUAGCCGUGAAAUGUGAUGUGACAAAAAGAAACGAGGUCAAAGAAAUGAUAAAGCGUUCAGAGAGCACUUUUGGUCCGGUAGAUAUUCUUGUCAACAAUGCCGGGGUGUGGCACUUCACCUUCAUGAAAUAUGCCAAAGAAGACCUGUGGGAAGAGAUAGUUGACGUUAAAAUUAAGGGCGUCUUAAAUUGCAUCGGAGCUGUGAUCAGUGACAUGUGUGAAAGAAAAACAGGACAUAUCAUCAACAUAACAGGAGUCAGAGAUUUGCCUUUGAAAGGGUUGGCAGUGUAUUCUGGUGCGAAAUUUUUUUUGGAGGGGAUGAGCCGAACGCCGAGACAGGAGGUGUGCCAGGAGGGGGUCAAGGUGACCAAUGUCCACCUGGGUCCAGUGGACACGCCAGGACUGGCUGCCUCCGUAUCCAAUAUGGACGACGAAUGUAAGAAACUCUACAAUUUUGCCGAGAGUACCAAUCUUACUGCAGAUGCUUGUGCUCGUGCAGUUAUACAAGCUUUGAAACAACCUCAAGAUGUGGCCCUCAAUGAUGUUUGUCUCGUGCCGCAAGCGUUUGCAGUUUAG